This is a messenger RNA of Coffea eugenioides, 2625 nucleotides long. RefSeq names its product cysteine-rich receptor-like protein kinase 10. Gene Ontology annotation, biological process: protein phosphorylation. Gene Ontology annotation, molecular function: ATP binding; protein kinase activity. Lineage: Eukaryota; Viridiplantae; Streptophyta; Magnoliopsida; Gentianales; Rubiaceae. The transcript has 7 exons. The record is from RefSeq and is a predicted model, not a curated record. The coding region runs from base 146 to 2206 and encodes 686 amino acids.
UUGGUUGUAAGACUUGCCAAGGUCAAGUUUUCCCAGGCCAUAAGUUUUCCUGGCUUAUACAACUUUCAUGAUCCCUCAAACAAUACUUAAUUUGGCUCCUAAUCUACCAAUCUAGUUUGUAGGUUGUUAGCCUUUUACUCUUUUGAUGCCUUCCUUUGAAAUGAUCUCCAGAAAUUUGUUGUUCCACUUCAAAUAUUACAUGCUUUGUUUGCUCAGCUUCCAUACCAUUGAAUAUUGUUGUUCCACUUCCAACGACACAGACCCCUGGAACUAUCUUGACUCUUACUGUGGAAAUAUUACAUACAAUCCUAACAGUCCUUCCGGCAGCAUUUACAGAGCCAAUCUGAAUUUCUUGCUUUACAAUCUGUCUUCGCAUGCAUCUCGGACAGACAACAAUGGCUUCUAUAAUUUCAGUACUGGCGAUGACCCUUCAAACAAGGUCUAUGGCCUCUUUCUCUGUCGAGGUGAUGUCAACACUGAUGUUUGCAAAGAAUGCGUCGCAGAUGCCCACACACGACUACUUCAGGAGUGCCCGAAUCAAACAGCUGCUAUUGUUUGGUAUGACGAGUGCUUGGUACGUUUUUCUGACCAGACGAUCGUCUCCAAGGCUGAUUUGGGAGAGAAUGUGACUAGGCGCAAUCCAUUCGAUGUCCCUGGACCUGACUGGGACAAAUUCAAAAUGGUAUUGAUCAAUUUGUUGCAUAACGCUGCGGAUGAGGCUGCAAAUCAUACCAUGGGCAAAAAGUUUGCUGUCCAAGAAGGGAAUUAUUCCACUGAUCAAAAGAGAUUGUAUACCCUUACGCAGUGCACACCAGAUCUAUCCACUCGUGACUGCAAAAAGUGCCUCACAGAGGCUAUAAUGGAUGUACCCGCGUGCUGUUCCAAGAAGCAGGGAGGGAGAGUACUUUAUCCAAGCUGUAAUCUGAGGUAUGAGGUCUCCAGCUUCUAUGAUAAUGUGUCCUCUGCCUCGCCAAACUCUCCUGGCGGUCCUCCUCCUAAUUCCACUGAAGGCAAAGGGCGAAGCCCCCUACGGAUUGCUGUCCCAUUAAUUGGGGUUGCUGUCGUGCUAUUUAUCAUGGCUUUAGUUUUCCUGAAAAGAAGAUUGCGGAAGAGUUAUGUUGCUAUGGCACUGGAAACAAGUGGUGUAGAUGGAGUUGCUGAUAUCUUAACUGCCGAAUCUUUACAGUAUAGCUUAACUGAAAUUCAAAUUGCCACAAAUAACUUCUCGGUGGAUAACAAAAUUGGCGAAGGUGGAUUUGGUCGUGUAUACAAGGGUGUACUUGGUAAUGGACAAGAAGUAGCUGUUAAAAGGCUGUCAAGGAGCUCAGUGCAAGGUGCAGAAGAAUUUAAAAAUGAAAUUGUAGUAGUCGCAAAGCUUCAACACAGAAAUCUAGUUCGGCUAUUGGGAUUUUGCCUGGAAGGAGAAGAAAAGAUACUCAUCUAUGAAUUUGUUCCUAACAAAAGCCUUGACUACUUUCUCUUUGAUCCAGAAAAUAAACGAUCAUUGAACUGGUCAAGACGUUACAAUAUCAUUGGAGGUAUAGCAAAAGGACUUCUUUAUCUGCAUGAGGAUUCUCGUCUAAGAAUUGUUCAUCGCGAUCUCAAAGUAAGUAAUAUAUUAUUGGAUGGAAAUAUGAGUCCAAAGAUAGCAGAUUUUGGCAUGGCAAAGAUUUGUGGAGUUGAUCAAUAUGAAGGAAACACAAAUAGAAUUGCUGGGACAAUUGGUUAUAUGGCUCCUGAAUACACAAGAUGGGGUCAGUUCUCAGUAAAGUCAGACGUAUUUAGUUUUGGGGUUGUAAUUUUGGAAAUUGUGACGGGCAAGAAGAGCAGUGACUUCCAUCAAUCUAGAGAUUCCGAAGACCUUCUUAGCUAUGCUUGGAACCAUUGGAGACGCGGCCAAACUUUAGCUCUUUUGGAUUCAAGCACUGGAGAUUCUUAUGCUAGAAAUGAAGUUAUUCAAUGCAUCCAAGUUGGCUUACUAUGUGUUGAAGAAGAUGUCAUUAAAAGACCAACAAUGUCUUCUGUGGUCUGCAUGCUCAAUCCUGGUUCUGUUCCCCUACCAACUCCACACUAUCCGGCAGUUUUCCGGAGCCAUGGAUCGGAGAGCAGGGUAGACGAGCUGAAAGUUGAUCAAUCCAACACUCAAAGAAUUUCAGCUCCAAGCUCUGUCAAUGAUGCAUCAAUUACUGAACCAUAUCCCAGAUGAAGGAAGAAAUGGGCCAAUUCUAGAAGAAAAUAUCAAGUUCAUCAUCAGCAUUAUGUUGUAGAUUUUGAAGCAUGAUUCAUUUACCAGGAAGGUAUCUAAAUUUGCCCACUAUUGUUGGAAAUUAGGGGAUCGUUUCAAUGUUUGCUUCUUCACACUAAUUGACUUCUUCCACCUUAGGGGUAUAAGGAUGUGCUUGAAAGAAAAUACAAGUUGUUGUCGCUCUUUAGAUAUUUUUUAAAAAUAGAAGAGCAAUUUUAUUUAUGGACAUUAAUCCCCAUCUGAUCGAACAAACAAUAUGUCUUGAACUUUUAUCAUUUGUACAUAGCAAAGUUUGCUUCCAAACUGAGUCUAUCAAUUAUAUCAUUGUACCAACGAAUUAUGAAGGAUAGCCUAGGUUUACAAUGUAUACGUUUGGUAAC